GUGUUUGAAUGACAACAAACAAACCAAUCUCUUUUUCGCUGGAAUACCGCUGACACGCCGUCCACCAAUAAGCGCGAAUCGUUACGUGUUAGGGGCGGGAUUAGGACGUGGUCAAGAUUGUGCGUGAAAAGUGUAUGAAUACCAGGAGCGGAGCGGGUAGUACGGUGAGCUGUUCCUAACCUCGCCAAAAUGACCAAGCUGGGCUUCUUGCGUUUGUCCUAUGAGAAACAGGACACAUUGCUGAAGCUGCUCAUCCUGUCUAUGGCUGCUGUGCUUUCCUUCUCCACCAGAUUGUUUUCUGUCUUGAGGUUUGAAAGCGUUAUUCAUGAGUUUGAUCCAUACUUCAACUACCGUACCACCCGCUUCCUGGCAGAAGAAGGAUUUUACAAGUUUCACAACUGGUUUGAUGACAGGGCAUGGUAUCCUCUGGGGAGGAUCAUUGGUGGAACCAUAUAUCCAGGACUGAUGAUCACUUCUGCUGUCCUGUACCACGUCCUACAUUUUUUCCACAUCACUAUUGACAUUCGUAAUGUCUGUGUCUUCCUGGCUCCCUUGUUCUCCUCCUUCACUGCUAUUGUCACCUACCAUUUCACGAAGGAGCUGAAGGAUGCAGGUGCUGGGCUCCUGGCUGCUGCCAUGAUUGCAGUAGUGCCUGGUUAUAUCUCUCGUUCUGUUGCUGGUUCCUAUGAUAAUGAAGGGAUUGCCAUCUUUUGCAUGCUGCUGACCUAUUACAUGUGGAUCAAGGCUGUCAAAACCGGGUCAGUGUACUGGUCAUCCAUGUGCGCACUGGCCUACUUCUACAUGGUCUCCUCCUGGGGUGGCUACGUGUUUCUGAUCAACCUCAUCCCCCUACAUGUCCUGGUGCUGAUGCUCACAGGCCGUUUCUCUCAUCGCAUAUACGUGGCUUACUGCACUGUCUACUGCUUGGGCACCAUCCUCUCCAUGCAGAUUUCUUUUGUUGGUUUCCAGCCAGUUCAGUCAUCAGAACACAUGGCAGCUUUCGGUAUGUUUGGCUUGUGCCAGAUUCAUGCUUUUGUGGACUAUCUGCGCAGCAAACUCAAUGCUCAGCAGUUCGAGGUCUUGUUUAAGAGCGUCAUUUCCUUGGUGGGCUUCAUCCUGCUGUCUGUUGGCACUGUACUAAUGCUGACAGGUAAGAUCUCUCCAUGGACUGGUCGUUUCUACUCCCUGCUGGACCCCUCAUAUGCCAAGAACAACAUCCCCAUCAUUGCCUCUGUCUCUGAGCACCAGCCUACAACCUGGUCCUCAUAUUACUUUGACCUUCAGCUUCUGGUUUUUAUGUUUCCGGUUGGUCUUUAUUACUGUUUCAACAAUCUCUCGGAUGCCAGAAUCUUCAUCAUCAUGUAUGGUGUGACCAGCAUGUACUUCUCAGCUGUCAUGGUUCGUCUAAUGUUGGUGUUGGCUCCAGUCAUGUGCAUCCUGUCGGGCAUCGGUGUGUCCCAAGUGCUAACCACUUAUAUGAAGAAUCUGGAUGUGAGCCGGCCAGACAAGAAGAACAAAAAACAGCAGGACUCUACCUACCCCAUAAAAAAUGAGGUUGCCAGUGGGAUGAUUUUGGUUAUGGCCUUCUUCCUCAUCACAUACACCUUUCACUCCACCUGGGUCACCAGCGAAGCCUACUCCUCUCCCUCGAUUGUCCUGUCUGCUCGUGGAGGUGACGGCAGCCGCAUCAUCUUUGAUGACUUCAGAGAGGCCUAUUACUGGCUCCGCCACAACACUCCUGAGGAUGCAAAGGUCAUGUCCUGGUGGGAUUAUGGCUAUCAGAUAACUGCCAUGGCUAAUCGAACCAUUUUAGUGGACAACAACACGUGGAAUAAUACUCACAUCUCCAGAGUUGGACAGGCCAUGGCAUCUACAGAAGAGAGGGCCUAUGACAUAAUGAGAGAACUAGAUGUCAGUUAUGUCCUGGUCAUCUUUGGAGGACUAACAGGAUAUUCCUCUGAUGACAUCAACAAAUUUCUUUGGAUGGUUCGCAUCGGUGGAAGCACUGACACAGGCAAACACAUCAAGGAGCAUGACUACUACACACCCACAGGAGAGUUCCGAGUGGACCGUGAGGGCUCGCCUGUCCUGCUCAACUGUCUCAUGUACAAGAUGUGUUAUUACCGCUUUGGCCAGGUCUACACAGAGGCCAAACGUCCACCUGGCUAUGACCGAGUGAGGAAUGCUGAGAUUGGCAACAAAGACUUUGAACUGGAUGUGUUGGAGGAGGCCUACACAACAGAGCACUGGCUAGUUAGGAUAUACAAGGUGAAAGAUCUGGACAACCGGGGUCUUUCCAGAACAUAAGACUAUUAGAGAGGCGUGAAAGUGUCUUUUCACGCACAGCACUGAACACCUUCCCCCGUGGCAGAUCAUUGACAAGAACAAUAAAGAAUACCUUUUUAUACAUUUGUGGGGGUAGGCAAUGCACAAGAGAUUUUUUUUUCUUCAUGGAUUUUUUUUUGUGUGGGAAAAAUAAAACAUCUCAUUUGUGAUCAGAGGGAGCUGGUUUCAAAAUGCCCAUGUCUGUUAGAAGCGCAGUUUGUAAUGAAGUGGCCAGAAGAAAGCUGUGUUUAUGUAUGAGCGCUUUGGAUUUUUAGUGUGAUUAAAUAAAGUGGAAGGAUAAAAAAAGGAA
Messenger RNA from Betta splendens (Siamese fighting fish), 2635 nucleotides. RefSeq names its product STT3 oligosaccharyltransferase complex catalytic subunit A (gene stt3a). Lineage: Eukaryota; Metazoa; Chordata; Actinopteri; Anabantiformes; Osphronemidae. Bases 190 to 2307 code for a protein of 705 amino acids. The record is from RefSeq and is a predicted model, not a curated record. The transcript has 18 exons. Gene Ontology annotation, molecular function: dolichyl-diphosphooligosaccharide-protein glycotransferase activity. Gene Ontology annotation, biological process: post-translational protein modification. Gene Ontology annotation, cellular component: membrane.